Molecule: messenger RNA, 4343 nt
Organism: Spirodela intermedia
Lineage: Eukaryota; Viridiplantae; Streptophyta; Magnoliopsida; Alismatales; Araceae
Source: the annotation of a GenBank genome assembly
AUGGAGGCGCUGAUGGCCUCAUACGGAUCGGACUCUGAUUCCGACGACGCCUCGCCUGAACUGUCCACUGCUGUUGCCGCCAGGGCGGGAACAGAGGGACUACGUUCCCGAGAUAUACAGAACGCUCCGGAGAUCACACCGUUACCGCCGCCUCCGGUCGACCUUCUCGACCUCCGUUCUUCUAUUGGUAAGCAUGUGAAACGCCGCUCCCUCCUCUGUAUUGACCCCUUGAUGCUGUUGCUUUCCCUUUCUCUAGGUUGGCUUCAGUUUUUGAUGAUCCUUAUGAAACUCCACUCCCUAUUUCUGUGAAUUGUAAUCGCGGUUGAUGUAAAGUGUAUAUUCAAAGUCCUCCUUCUAGGUUAUCGUAAAACAUGUGGUUGCUGAUCAUUAACCGGUUUGGAGAUGAGGACGAAAGUGGAAAAAACAGAAUCCAUGUUAACAUUGUUUGUAUGCCGUCACUCGUUCAGAUAACAAAAAGUAUCUUCAUUAAUGCUCCACUUUCUUCGUGCUCUAAAAAUCCAGUCCUUUGGACUGCCUUCCCCAAGAGGAUGAAUUCCAGCCAUUGAGGGAACCUCUAAAAGGAAAAAACAAAAUAGAAAAAAAAAUUGGGUUUCUUUAUUUUUUCUUCCUCCUUGCAUCUUAGUUGGCCUUCUUGUACGAAGCCAUCCAAUUAUUUAGAAACUAACUGCCGUCUUGUCUUUAAGUUGAAAGCAGGUCUCAACUGCUCACUAAAAGGUCAUAGUAUCUAAAAUUUAAGUUACCUAAGACAAGCUACAUCUAAAAAUUUGCAUAUUUCGAGAAACUGCACCUGAGAAAGAAAAGUGGCAACCAUAUAUGAUAAAAAGGAGAUUUGGUUCUCUUCUUAAAUCACUUAUCUUAUGGUUAACCCUUCUCUUUUGCUCUUGGCCCAAUAGAUUCCACCAAAAUAUCUUAGUAUUUUGUCACUUACUUAACUAUGUGAGAGAUAACCGAGUUAACUAUUAUUGAGAUUGGCUAAUAUUUAACUCGAUUAAAGAAAGACAAACCCUCAGGCCAUAAUUUAUCUUCUCGCAAUGUUGAACACUCACAUCUUCUCCAUCACACCCUCCACAUGAUCCCUCCGUUCCCCAACACAGGCAGCAGCCUCAAACACCAAGAAAGAGCUCAUCUCCUCUUUCUAAUUUGGGUAUAUUAUUGUGUUUAAUUGGCAGUAAACGGAACUAUCCGAUAGGAAUAAAAUAUGAAUAUUCGACGUAGUUAAUGAAAAGGGUUGAAUUCCAAUUUAGCAUGGUUUGUAAUGGCCAAUCGGUUAAGUGAUAAAAGGUUGUUUGUGGGUUUUUCCUGAAUCCUUAUACUUGAAACAGGUUUUGGUCUGUUUUCAGGUUACUCCCCACCUCUUCAGGCAAAUCGAGUGAGAAGCUUCCCACAUGUCGAAGGAAAUUAUGCACUUCAUGUCUUCAUUCCAGGUCAUGCUUAUUUCUUACUUCCCAUAUUUCCUCAAUUCUGUUUAAUACUUUGGAUGACUUAUUUCCAAAUGAAGUUCUCAGCGAGCUAUUCAUUUUCUGGUACAACUAGCCUCAGUUUUCUUCCUUUGUGAUAUAUAUUGAAUGCUUUGUAAUGUCGCCAGGGAUCAACAUGAAGUUAACAUUUAUUAUUUCUCUAGUCAUAUAGCUUGUGCAUUUCAAAGAUUGAUUCCUCAAUUCUAGAAAUUUGAUAUCCAGGGUUGGAUGAUUGUCUGCAUAAGUCAGGAAGCUUGGUUGCCUUGUCUGCAUAUGUUAUACAGGAAAAAUGGCUGUUAAUUUUUUAUUCUUUCUUGAAUAUAUAUUGUUAUUGAAGAGAAACGUACAUUCCAGGCAUGUAGGUAAGAUGAUUAUCAAAAUCUGUUCUUUAGCAAUGGCUCUGAUUGUGUGGUCAUGAAAGCGAACUAUUUUAAUUUGGGCUGUGAUAAUUUAUGGAACAACGAGUUCCAAUAAGAAUCAAUUUAAUGAUAGAUGCUCAGGGGAAGAGGGGAUAACAUACGCAUUGGACCUACAGUCAUGAUGUGAAGCAGUUCAAAGAAAAUCGUGGUGAAUAAUACUUUUAUCCCUUGGUAAGACUACUUCAGAGCUGAAAAGAAGGACAUAAAAGUUCAAUGUUAUAGUUUGAAUUUAAAGCAGUUAAAGCAAUGCAGAGUAGUUGUGGACAUGCGUGGCUAUCUAAUUGUAAGGAGGGGUCCUCAUAAUUUAGGUCAGGGUGGGAAGUAACGUUUAAACCAUGCUUAGCAGCAUGCAAGAGGUAUGUCUAUGUGAUUUAUGAUUUACGUAUCUUCUAUCAUUGAUUGCAUUCUUCAAGUGUUCGUACUUUCACUUCUUCCUAUGUCCUAAAAUUUUGCUAAUUGCUCAGUUCCUGGAAUGAGAUUGUUGAAUGUAGAUGACUUUUCUCAUUUGUUUUGCAGUCAUAAUACCACCCACAAGAAGGAAACAAAUCUCAUCUUUCGUCAUAAGUAUUGCUUCCAAGGUUCCUAAUCUUUUUGCCAUUGAUCUUGAUGUUCCCCUUGACAUUCUGUGCAAAGAAAAUGAAAAGAUUGAACAAACUUUGGGAAUGGAAUUCCACAUCAGUUUGGGAAGAACUGUUCCAAUUAAAGUCCAUCAGAUUGACUCCAUUGUCACAAUGCUACUUCAAAGGCUACAAGAUCAAAGACAGUGAGAACCCAUGCUUUGGAUAUUGUUGCCUUAAAUAUGAGCAUUUGGUUUUAUCUUUUUACAUCAAUGUGACUGGAUAAUCUUUCAUCCUAUAUUUCACGCAGAUACUGGAUAGAGUUCAGUCGGUGGGAGGUAUUUGUGAAUGAUGAUCAGACACGAACCUUCCUCUCCCUGGAAGUUGACGGAGCGGGGUUAUCUGAGGUGUGUGAAAGCUGUUUUAUAUGGAUUUUUUUUUUAAUUUGGUACCCUAAAUGCCCAUUACCCUUGUAAAAUUCCGUAAAUUUUAAUUCUAAUGAAACAUUUACACAGAGCCGUUGUUUCUUUUAACAAAAAAGUUGCGAUAUGGUGGCUAUUGUUAAUCUACAUUUUUUAUUUCCUCUGGCUUUUUAUUACAAGACGCAGCUUUUGGUUCUUAAAACUGCAUCUGUAAAGGAGUUUUAUUCUAAUGACGCGGGAUGCUAUGUUUUUCAUCCUUUUAUAUUUUCGCGAUUAACUUCCCCAGAUCAAUAUUUAGUUUGGGUUUUUUUCAAGUUUUUCUCUCGGAUUAUAUUAUUCCUUUGGCAGCAGGAGAAGCUGCUACUCUCCUCAAAUCUUUCCUUCACUAACUUAUGUAUGGGCAUUUGCAGAUCAGUAGGCAGAUUCAGAUCAUCAAUGAUGUCUAUAGACUACAUGGUCUACCAGAGUUUUACAAGGUUGUAUUUCCCUUAUCUUUCUCAAAUCAGUCGUAUUCCAACCCACCCCAGGGUUUCACAUUUUGGUGGAUAAUGUUUUUCAAAGUAGGACUCCACUGAAUAUCCUUUUCUGCUGGGGACGACUUUUCCUAUUCCGCAUUCAUCCAUUAAAUGUUUGAUCGGUCGUUUACAUGUAUAGGAUAUCCGAAGUUUUUUUUUUUGAUGAACAAGUGCACAGAUACUGGAAAAUCUCAUUUUCUAGAAUCAUUGGGUUUAACAUAAUCUGUUGGAAUUUCGUAUAAACUGGGUUAAAUCCAUAAAAGCAGCAAACCUCAAUCCUAAUGUUGGGUUAAACAUUAAUUCAAGCUGCGUGAAAAUAUUUCAUUAUUUGAUGAACUAUCUUUUAGAUAUGUUGCAUCUAUUCUAGGCGAGAGGACCCGUUUUUUUUUUUUUUUUCCGCUAAUCCCCCCCUGGUGAAAAGAUCAACAAGAACAUAGAUGAGGGCACUUGGCAUUUAACAGGGCCUUCUUGUAUGAACUCUAUGUUAUUUGUAGAAUUAUUUUGAAGCAUUCUUGGACUGCUGGAGCUCAAUCAAUGCUGAAUAAGUACCUGAUUUUUGUUGCCCGAGCCCAUUGAUUCUUUGCCCUAUCUAUACAUGAAACUGUUGUAUUGAGAACUUUAAUCUACCUUUCUUUUUUCCGUGUACUCAUAGCAAUUAUGUCUCUCUCUCUCUCUCUCACACACACACACACACACACACACACACACACACAGACACACACAUACACUCUAAUUAAUUCAUUCUGAACAGGAUCCACGGCCGCAUAUCUCACUGGCUUGGGCACUGGGCGACAUCAGUGGUGCCCUCUUGCAGGCUGCCAGGGUGCACGACAGAUCGGCCCCCAAUCUCGAGUCCUCGCAGAAACAUGUCUUUACGUGCAAAUUUAGCGGGAUCAAAUGCAAAAUCGGUAAAAAGUCAUACGACGUUUGCAGAUUUCCAAUUAGCCGUUGA